This is a messenger RNA of Fusarium sp. VM40, 1587 nucleotides long. The record is from the annotation of a GenBank genome assembly. Lineage: Eukaryota; Fungi; Ascomycota; Sordariomycetes; Hypocreales; Nectriaceae.
AUGGACCGUGAUCGAGGCCGAAGGUUCGACGAUGGGGAAGUCGUUAGAUACGGCGCUGGAGAGUCAUGGAGGCCUACUCCCCGAGAUCGAUCACCCAGACGAGUCAGGAGCCCAGUCAGAGAUCGACCAAGGAGUCCAAGACCUAGAAGUCCACGUCCCCGGAGUCCAAUCCCUGCAGGAUCCGAUAGUUACGUUCCCGGGAGAUACCCACCACGUCGUAGGUCGAGAAGUGGAGGGGAUAGAUACCGCCGAGAGCGAUCAAGGGAGCGAGAAAGUCCACGCCGACAACGUAGUAGGUCCAUGAGGCGGCCAUCUCCUCCUCGACGUAGUUUGUCUCGGAGGGGCUCGCCUCCCCGUGGGGAUAGGUACGAACGUCCUCGGUCUCCUGCUCCCGUUAGAGAUUGGGAGCGGGAUCGUGACAGAGUCAGAGACCGAGAAUGGGACCGUGAUCGAGUACGUGAUAGGGGGCGCGACUUCGAGCGGCGUGAUGAUAGACGGCGAUCUAGGUCUCCUUUCGGUGUAAUUCGUCGUGACAGAACCCCUCCCGUGAGGUCGCCUAUAACAGUGCCUCGAGGUGGCUCAUACAGACCUCGUUCACGGUCUAUGAGCCGACGUGGAAACGACAGAUACCAGUCAUAUAGGCGUGUUAGCCCUCCCAGAGAAUCCGGAAUCUCGUCAGCGAUCACUUCUCAAUCAGCGUCUGGAAGAUCAUCACCUCGACCGAGUCCGUUGAGGGCUCGCUCACCACUUCCGUCACGGGAAGUGUCUCCUCAUCACCAUGCUAUGUCUGGCAUUGCACCGCCCAGAGAGGUCCCCAGACCUGGCCACUACGAUUCGAUGGCAUCUGCUCCAUCUCGAUCACCGCCGCGAGGCCCUGCGGCGUUGAGGGCACCUCCAACUGGCCCUGCAGCAAAUAGAAAUUCUGCAGCUCCAGUGGCGUCACCAGCACCGGCUCCUCCUGCUCGAACGCAAACACCCACUGCUCCUCCCCAGCGCUCAGGUACCACAAGCCCGACCAUUCCACCGGCCGGCCCGCGAGGUUAUGUGCCUCCGGCUAGAGGUGGCUUUGCUUCGCGUGGAGGGAGGGGAGGCUGGAAUCAACCACCACCAAGACACAUGCCUGGACCUUCUCCCACCCCUCCAACACCAAACGGGCCACCUUCCAUCCCUACUGGUCCACGAGUGGCUCCCUCAAAUAUCCCCUCAAACUCAACACCAACACAGUCUCGACCGUUCAAUCCUCCGACUGGACCAUCAGCUCAACAUGCUGGUGGUGCACGACAAACUUUGGCGCAGUCUAUGCUUGCAACGCUGCCUCCUAUUAUCCCUGGUGGUAAGAUAGAUCCAUCGAUGCCACCGAUUGCCAUUGGUGUUACCCGAGAGCUAGAGCCGCAUUUCCGCAAACUGAAGGAUGAAGAAGAAAAGUUACGAGAUGAACUCCACGCCAAGCAGGAGCGGCUACGCAAGAGCUUAUACACCUGGAAUCGGCUGGAGCGUGACUCGCGAGCCUGGGAGAUGCGCAGUGACUUGAGUGAGAAGAGCAUGAAGAACUUGGCAGGUGAAGGCAUGGGGGGCGCUGCAUUCUAA